UUUUUUUUUUCUCAAUGUCAGGAACAGAACAACGAGCACCAGCAGCCCCUGAAUUUGCAUAUAAUGAGAAUCAGACUCUGUCAAGUCAUGAUAAGGAAUUAUUCGAGCAACAAUGUGACCAGCUGCCUGCGGAUACACUUAAAAUGGUACAGCUUCCAACAAUGCUGUCAGGCCCACCUGACGCGUCUUAUUCCAUGGAUCAAUUCGGUCCACUGCAUGCAUACAGAACACAAUUGCCUGAGAAUCAGAUGCCAGCUGGAAUUCAGCCAUUGAUCCAGGAACAAUUGGAUCCAGCUGCAGAAAAAGAACUGAAAAGGCUUCAGAGGAAAAGAGCAUCUGAUCGAGCAUACCGCCAAAAGAAAAAGGAUGAGGAACAGGAACUUAAGAAUAAAUGUCAGGAACUUGAGAAUGCAAAUCAGGUAAUGGAUCAGCUACUGAAGACAUAUGCAGCUCAAAUGGAGGAUAAAUUGCAGAAGGAGCAACAGUACCUGGAGAAAAUUGCCAAAGUUGAGGCUGAAAAAGAACUUGCGGAGAAAAAAUGUCUUCUGUUGACUGAAAAAGAGAGUCAGCUGCAUCAAAAAGUGAAGGCCAUGAAGAAAAAAUAUAAAAACUUGGGAAAACAAUGCAUUGAGAAACCAAAGAAGAAACUGAAGAAACACGUCAUGAUGUCAGUCAGCAGAAGACAGUUUUUCUCCGCAAGUUCUUCUUCUUUCCCUUCAACUUCAUUGAUCCAAACAAAAUGUAAAAUUGAGGAAAAUCCUAAACGAGAUUCCUGUUUCCUAUUUCCCCGAACGAAACAAAGUUUCAACCCAUAUUUCAAUCCUCCGGCGUCACAUAAAUCGGCACAAUCAUGGCUGACGAAGCUCUUACUGAACUCAAGGACGACGUGGGAGAGGUAAUACCACUCUUCACAUCUUACUGGAUUCAAAUCAAAUAGGUUCUAAAUUUGAAUUAGGUUCUACUACUCUUUAUUGUAAUUCUUUUUUU
Molecule: messenger RNA, 987 nt
Organism: Rubroshorea leprosula
Lineage: Eukaryota; Viridiplantae; Streptophyta; Magnoliopsida; Malvales; Dipterocarpaceae
Source: the annotation of a GenBank genome assembly